ACGCUACAUUACAACUUUCCGGCACAUCUGUCCUCUUCAGGCUUCAGGCCCUCCCAAUCUCUCCGUCCCCGUCCCCGUCCCCAUCCCCAUCCCCAUCCCCUCUUAGACGCAGUAGGAGAAGCGUCUAGGAGUAUCAGUGUGGAUGUAUAGAUUGUACUCUUCCUCCCAUUCAUCAUUCAUCCCGCUCCCGCUCACUGUCACUGGUUAACCGCGAACACCAAAUCAGAGCGGACAGCUUCACAUUCUCAAACCCUAACCCCCCAAAUCCCAAUCUCCAGAUUCAGAUUCAUAAAACCCUUUCAAAACCACCCACCCGAUCGCCUGCCUCCAUUGAUAGAGAUAUUCUUUUUCCCAAUGUUCCCUUUCUCGUCUUCAUCAUCGUCUUCGCCAUUGCUGCCCACUCUCCUUCUCUUCUUGCUCUCUCUCCCUGUGCUUUUCCUUCUCGCUCCACGUAUCCUCCCGCCCCGCCCUCUCCCCCCAAUCUCCCUCCCCGACGACCUCGACGACCUCGCCCUCUUCCGCCGCGCCGCCGCCGCUGACACCCCUCCGCCGCACCCCCACCGCCGCCCCUCCGCCAAGACCCGCCUCGGCUCCACCAACCCCCGCCCCCCCAAAAUCGCCUUCCUCUUCCUCACCAAUUCCGAUCUCCACUUCGCCCCUCUCUGGCAACGUUUCUUUGCCAAUGGAUCCACCGCCCUUUACAACGUCUACGUCCACGCCGAUCCCACCGUCAGUAUCAGCCCUCCCGGCGGCGUCUUCACCGGCCGCUUCAUCCCCGCCAAGAGGACCCGACGCGCCUCCGCCUCACUGAUCUCCGCCUCCCGCCGCCUUCUCGCCCACGCCCUCCUCGACGACCCCCACAACGCCUUCUUCGCCCUCCUCUCCCAACAUUGCGUCCCGCUCCACUCCUUCGCCUACCUCUACAACACUAUCUUCCACCACUCCAUUCCCGAAUUAACUCGCCUGCGCAAGCUACAGCACCGCAGCUUCAUCGAGAUACUCUCGCAGCAGUCCUUUCUAUGGAAGAGGUACGUCGCCAGGGGGAAAUACGUGAUGCUUCCGGAGGUCCGGUUCGAUCAGUUCCGGAUCGGAUCCCAGUUCUUCAUUCUCGCGCGGCGGCACGCGGUCCUGGUGGUCGGAGAGCGGCGGCUCUGGAGGAAGUUCCAGCUGCCCUGUCUGGACACCGAAUCUUGUUACCCAGAAGAGCAUUAUUUCCCGACGCUGCUGUCAAUGGAGGAUCCGGAUGGCUGCACUAAGUAUACACUGACUCGUGUUAAUUGGACCGGAAGCACCGACGGACACCCAUAUAUGUACCGGCGGCCGGAGGUCUCACCACAGCUGAUUUACAAUCUUCGCCAGUCGAAUUUCUCUCCUUCAUACUUGUUUGCCAGGAAAUUCUCACCGGAUUGUUUGGACCCGUUGCUGGACAUCUCUGAUUCGGUCAUCUUCCGGGACUAGGAUCGGCAUCUGAUGAGGAAAAUGAGAGGAAAUUUUUCAAGUACUGGAAAAGGAUGAAUUCAAGGACAAGGAGGUUGCAAAGAGGCCACAAGAAGCCUUGCAACCCGAGAACCCAGAACUCCCAACUUAAGCAUGAGAACGGAUUUCGCUUUCUGAUGCCUAGUAGUUAGCAAUACGUUAAGGUAUAUUUGGUGUUGUAAUAUAUAUAUAGUGAUGGUGGCAGUAGUAGAAGUGGGUAAUGAUGAUCCUUUUAUUGUGUAUUUUGUACAUGUUGAUGUAUCAACAAGAGGCCAUUCCAUAUGACCGAACCCCCCUGGAGAGUUUAAUUAGCAGCUGCAAGUUUCAAUUGCCUUUUCAAUUGAAAGGUGGAUCUUGCCCUGCUUCUGAAAAUGAGGCAUCAAAGUCUUAAGGCUUUUUCCUUCCCCUUUC
Molecule: messenger RNA, 1887 nt
Organism: Diospyros lotus (date-plum)
Lineage: Eukaryota; Viridiplantae; Streptophyta; Magnoliopsida; Ericales; Ebenaceae
Product: glycosyltransferase BC10
Exons: 2
Coding region: 355-1458 (367 amino acids)
Cellular component (GO): membrane
Molecular function (GO): glycosyltransferase activity
Source: RefSeq, a predicted model, not a curated record